AUGGCCCUUGAGCCAACCAACACCAUUGAUUGCAUCGCCCCAGGCAGAUCUCACGAUCUCGAAAAUGGCCAUAACCAGAAACUGAGGAUGUCGAUCACCAAUCUGAACAGACAUAGCCAGAAGGCCGAACUAAAGAUAGCAGUGCCCGGGAAUCUACACAGCCACCCCCAGGACCCCAGUCUGGUGGGCUGGGAUGGUCCGGACGACCCCGAGAAUCCGUUUAAUUGGUCAACCUACAAGAAUGCUCGCCAGUUGGUGUUCAUGGCGUUUAAUACCUUCUUGACGUGA
Messenger RNA from Penicillium riverlandense, 288 nucleotides. Its product is annotated as major facilitator superfamily domain-containing protein. NCBI's taxonomy places the organism in Eukaryota, Fungi, Ascomycota, Eurotiomycetes, Eurotiales, Aspergillaceae. The record is from RefSeq and is a predicted model, not a curated record. Bases 1 to 288 code for a protein of 95 amino acids. The transcript has a single exon.